GUGAAAACGUUAUUGGCUGGAAGCGGAGGAUUCUUGCGAAGUUCGGAGAGGUUCCCGUUGGAAGCUUUGUUGUCAUUCGGAUAGCGGUUUUAGAUUGUUCAUUACAUAAAAUCAUCUGUAUGUUGGGCUGGGAUGUAGGUUAUGUAUGGCCAUUGCUGGAAGGUGUAGUUACCAACCAGGUGUCAAGGCCCCUUGAUUCCUGGCAGCUGGUCAUGGGCAAUCCCCGUGAAGCUUCUGGAUCCAGUGAUGCCUCUGGGGAGACAUCAGGUCUAGAUGAUGCAGAUCAGGAGGUUGAAACAGAGAAUGCAGAAGGUAUACCAACUGCUGAACCUCCACCAUAUGAAGCACUUGAAAAUGUAUCGACUAAUCCUUCCGAGCAACUUAGUGGUAGUUCCAUUGCAAGUGCAAGAAAUUCUACAUCUGAAGCCUCUGCUGGACACAGGAGUCGUCGGAGGACAAAUGCUACCACUCGUGAUAGAAGCACCAAUACUUCAUCUCAGAGGUUAAGACCUCAGAAAUGGCCUCAUAAGGCCUCAUCUGUGUUUGCUUGUCUGAGCUGUGUGAUAGGCUUGUGCAAUGUCAACAGGUUUUCCAUGCUUGUAUAUAUUUUCAAAGGAUGUUUCAUAUUUCAGUUCCUUCUUCUUACAUUUUUCAUCGGCAUUCCAAUUCUUUACAUGCAGAUGGCUCUUGGGCAGUAUUUGGGAUCUGGCAUGCUGGACAUGUGGUAUAUAUCCCCUGCUUUCAAAGGAUUGGGCUUUGCAAUGUUGUACUUAAACAUACUUUUGGGCAUUUACAAUGCUGUUCCUUUGUCAUGGCUGUUCAUAUAUUUCAAAGAUUCCUUCAUCACUCUCAAAGACUCAUAUAAAUGGGGAAAGUGUCAUCAUUACUUUGCAAGCAAUGGCUGUGUUCGAGCUUUAAAUUCAUCAGCUGCUGAUUUUUAUGGUUGGUCUGUGCCAUCCUAUUUUCAUGGGCGUGUUCUUGGAAGGAAGCCAUUGGAAUAUCAGUUAGGCGAGCUGAAAUUUGAAGUAGCUUUCAAUCUGUGUCUUGUUUGGUUGAUUAUUUUUGUUUGUUUGAGCCGUGGACCAAAAACAUUUGGAAAAGUAGUUUAUGUGUUUGGUAUGCUGCCUAUUGCACUUCUAAUGAUGGUCACUAUGCGAAUGGGGCAACAGUGGAGUGAAGGAAUACUGGAAUUAUUUUCUGCUCCUUGGAGACCUGUUUUACUAGAUACAACCGCAUGGGGCCUCGCUGCCCGAGAAGCAUUUAUUACUUGGGGUUUACUCGCUAGUGUUGCUUUGCAUAUUUGUAGUCAUAACAAGACUUCCACUAACAUUACAAAAAACCUAAUUGCAGUUGCGAUAACUUCAGUUGUUGUCUUGAUAACUGCAGCUUUUCUUUUUGCUUGUGCUGUUAACGUAUUUCAUAAAAGAAAUCUUUCUUUAUCAUUCACAACAUAUGAAGAAGAAUCAUUUGUCAAGGUCUUGAAACCUGGUGCUUGGCCCUAUAAAAAUAUUUCAGUAUCCAGCUUGAUCUUGGGUGUGAGCAUCAUUCCAAACGAGAACCUUUCCUUUCACAGUGGCUAUCAGGUUCUACGUUUGGCAACAGAGGUGUUUCCUGCUGCUUUAGCAGUUGAAGGUGUGCGAAAUAUAUCAUCAUUUUGGGCCAUUUGUUUUUACACAUCAAUGAUUCUGUUUGGAUUUGGGCAGCAGGUUGUUUUGUGGUAUUCUGUAGUUGAAUCAAUCAUAGACAUCAACUACAAAGUACUCAAAGCUUGGCAUACUACGUUGACUUUUAUUUCAUGCAAUUUGGCAUUUCUGCUUGGUCUUCCAAUCACAUCCAGUAUUGGCUUGUACAUUAUUUACUACAUAGACUUUUCUGUUAGUUCUCUCUGGUGGAUUGCUUUGAUGUAUUUCACAAUGUUGUUUGUAAUUUUAUUUAUUCGUGGUCGACCAUAUGGCACUGAUCAACUAGUCACCAUCAUAAGUCGAGACCCGAUGCGUCGAUCAAAAAUUUUGCCAUUCCUUACUUUCAUCUGGAAUAUAGUCUUGCCAGUGUCUUUCCUUUUGAUGACCAUUUCAUUCUUGAGAUCCAGUACAAUUGAUUCAUCUUCUGCUAUGGGAAGACUAAUGGAAAAUUAUCAGUAUUGGCAGCAGUGGGCGAAGAAUUUAAACUUAUGCAUUCAAGUGUUCCCAACGAUAGUUAUCUUCUCUGUCUGUGGAUAUCAAGCAUUCUCAAUUUUUCUAAACAAAAGAGAGAUGUCUAUUUGUGAGCGACUCAAGUUAUUGUGCUGUCCCGUCCUCCCCAUGCCACCAAGUAGCAGACACUCUGUGGCAUCUUCAUCCAACCUAAGCAGUGGUUCGUCCACCACUGGAUGUCUGGAUGACCCUCCUCCUAAAUACACCCCUCCUCCUUCAUACUCCACUGCAACCUCACGCAUGUUGGCAAAACAGUUGGAUAGCCAAGUGCAGAGUAGCAGCUGCUCCAUUGACUUUGAUACUUUAAGUGAGGGUGCAAACUCAGCAGCAAGUAAUGGCGCUCAAUCUCUUCCUAAUUCCAGAGAAAGUGUUUCGUCCAAUAAUGGUGUUCAUCAGUGAAUGCGACUCAUGUAAAGUUCCAUUGAAAGUAUUACCUUUUGCGGUGAAUUUAGUUUUGGUGUAAGCAUUGACAACUUUUUUACAUCGUUGUGUGAAGUUUAUUUUAAUUUAUUUACUUUGUUACAAUUUCGAGGAGUAUUUUUUCCAUACAGACAUGUAAAAAAUUAAAGGAAAGGAACUGUUCUGCAUGAGUAAAGUUGUGUAACGUUUGGGGGAAAUUUAAACUUUCAUUGUUUCAUUGGAAUAAACUUAUGCUAAUAUUUUUCUCUUUUUUCUGAAGGUCUUAGGAUUAUUUCUACCCUUAUUUGUGAUGCAAUAUUUCUUCAAAAUGUUUUUGUAUGUCAGGCAUUAAAUUGUAUGUCUUUUUUUUUUUUUUUUGACACUCUAAAAUGACUAAUAUUAAAAAUUACAUUUUAAUAAGGAUAAUUUUUCAUGAAAACUCGAUGAAAAUUAUCAUCAAUGACACCAUGAAGUUUCAAUUUCUCUACUUAAAACCAGAAGAAAUUCAUUAAGUUUGCCUCAUACACUACAUGAAUGACUUAGUUAAGUUCAUGGAAUGAACCUAGACAUGUGUCCCACUUACAUAGCAUUUAUUCAUAUUUAAAAUUCAUUUCAUUGUGUUAGCAGUUUAUUUUCCUUUUCUGCUUUUAAUUUAUUUUUUACCUCCUGUUUUUUAAUCAAUUCAUAAAAGUCGAGCUUUUCAGUUACUAACUAGUAAUUUGAAGAUCAAUGUAGUGUAUAUGUUAAAUAUGCAUCUCUUCCCUAACUGUACACUUGAGGAAAUUCAAUGUGAAUGUGGCAUGAAUUUUCUUUGAAAACUGCUUGUAUUAGUCUUAAAAAUAAUUCCUUCUUCAGUGCAAGAAAACGGAGCUAUGUAAGAAAUAUCAGUUAUUUUUCCACCUGGCUUCAUUUUAUUGCAAUGGACCUUGAGACUUUAAAUCAGGUGUAGUCAAUUUUUAUUGUAAUCAGUGUGGUAUUUACCUUAGGUUAAUUCUAAUGUUUGGUUUAGGUUCUUCAAUAUAAUUUAUGGAUACACAAUUAAAUUUUUUCUUCUUAAACUUAAUAAAAAGUAAAUAAACAAACAAUGCAAAAUACUUUACUUUUGACAAAGAUAAUUAUAAGAAUAUGUUCUUUGCUGAUCAUUAACUUUUUGAUCCAAAAUAAUAUUUUCUAUUUAUGUUAUUUUUUUUCUAUUAAAAUUGAUUAUUUUUAAUUUUGAUAAACUACACCAAGCUACGUGCUAUUGUAGGGCACAAGAGUUGAGACUCUAUAAGUACAGUUAAGUAUUAAGUUAGUACAGUGAAACCUUUUAAGUUGACCACAUGAAUAGGUUGUAGAUAGUGAUCAACUUACUAGGAUGGUUAACUUCCCAGGUUUUACUAUGUCUAAAAUAAUUUUUAAAAAAGCUGAAAAUUACAAAGAUUUUUCCUCCCCCCCCCCUUUUUUUGCAUCAUCAUUUCCAAAUUUUAGACUUUUCAUUGUGAUUCUUCCUUUUAGUCCACAAAGGAAAUUCUUUUUCUUUAAUUGGCUCUUCUUCCAUAAAGCUGUUACCUUUUCAAUGCUUAUUCUUACAUUCACUUAUUCCAUUUUUCUAAAAAAUGUUUAAAUGCAAAAUAUGGGUUAGAUUUUAUAAUGACAGCUUAUGCAAUUUAACAAAAACAGUUUGAAGAUGCUAUUUGGCACGUGCACACAUAUUAAUGUUUAUACAAAGAACAAUAUAGGUUGCCAAUAGACCAAGACACAAAUGAGUAAUAAGUGUGUGGGUAAUUUAAGAAAUAAAUUUGUUUAAAAAUGUUUUUUUGAAUAAAAUUACUUAUUUUUUCAAAUUAAUAAUUGAAAUUUUAACCCUCCCCCCUUUUUUGUACAUUGUACAUUUUUGAAUAUCUGUGAUUAAAAAUAUGUACUGUAUGCAUUCAAAAUGUUCAUUAUUAAAUUUUAAUAUUUAUAAAGUUUUACUGUUUAUGGAUGAAAAAGUACUAAUGUGCCUUAACUUAUUGAGAUAUCUUCAGCAUUUUAACUUGAGAAAAGCAUUAUAUCUUUUAGAAAUACUAUCAAGUUAAAACAGAAUGCUUAUUUUAUCGGUAUUUUUUGUCUUUUUCCGUCUGAUUGAGUUUCUGUUGAAAUAUUAUGCAUUAUUUAUUGCACAAGUAAUUAGCUUUAAAAGUAAAAUGAUGAUUUUUCAUGUUAGAUUUUUCAAGAAAAAUCUGAUAGAUUUGUAUGCUCUAAUAGCUGUUCUCAUAUUAAACAUUGCCUUAGGUUUAUUUAUUUUGGAAUUAAGAGUCAAGACAAAAUUUAGAUAAAACUUAAUAAUUGUGAUAAAUUUGUAUGAUUUUCCAAAUAAAAUUAAUAAAUAUAUUAAAAUGUAUGCAUUAAUUUUAUUUUUUAUCUUUUUUAGUUACAAAAUUUUUCCUUUAAGUUAUCAAUAAAAAAGAAGAAAUAUUAAAAUAUUUAAAUGUUUUGUAAUUACUAGUUUUUGAUUGUAAAAUAAUGAACAAAAUAAAAAGUUUCCAGCUUCUCCAAUUUUCGCUGUCUUGAUCAAGAAUCUUUAGAAAUAGUGUUUCGCCCCAAAUAUAAUUUUAAAUGAGUAAGGAAAUAAGUAAAUUGUUUCAGUUCUAAAAAAUGUAAGUUUUAGAAUAUGAUUUACUCAAAAAAUAAUUUAGAAGUAAGAGCAACUAUAAUUUAAAUUCUAGUCGAUUUGCUUUUUUUUUUUUUUUUUUUUGUGUUUUGUUUUGAACUUAAUAUGAAACAUCACCAAAAUCGAGAAAUUAUAUUCAAAGUUGUACUGAAAAGGUUAUUUUUAGAUAAAGAGAAUCUAUACUUAUGAUUUUUUGAAUGUACAAUAAAACUCCUCCUAACGACACCCCUCAAAUGCGAACAGUUUUUAAUUCCCUGAUUCCAACGCAAAUAACAUUAUGAAACCCGUCUGGCAGACAAAAAAAUUUGUUCCCUUAGUGUACAUAUUCGAGGGGUUUUACUGUGUAUAUAUUUUAAAUUGAAAGUAAUGUAACAAUGAUAAGCAAAUGCAUGUGUUUAUCAACAUCUAUUGGUUCUACCCUAUUACCAUUGUUUGCGGGGGAUAUCAUGUUGCUAGAGCGACAGAGUAAUCAGUCAUUUUUAAAGGGUUAGAAAUUACUUUGUAAUUGUUUAUGAAUGCAGUUAAUUGACCAUGAUUGACGGUAUGUAUUGGAGAUUAUUUCAAGUGCUAUGUAAUAGAGCCUUGGAAGUUUAGAGUUUGGAAAAUGAUGUUUGAUUUUUUUUUUUUUUAAUCUGCUGGUCAGUCCUUAUAUAAUGUUUUUAUUUUUUUUUGAAUUCAUGUACAUACAUUUUUUAAGGUUCAGCAUUGCACAAAGGUGGUGUCAUUUUGCGCAAUAAACUGCAAUGUCAUAAAUGUGCCACAAUGAACUUCACACAUAUCCAUGAUAAACAUUCAUUAUUUAUACAUACUCCUAUUGUGAUUUUUUUGUUCCAGGUGUGUGUUUUAUCUAUGUCAAUCAAUUGUAUGCCAUUUUACAUUUCUAAGUGAUACGUUUUUGUACCAUUGACUUUUC
Uloborus diversus is the source of this 6139-nucleotide messenger RNA. Its product is annotated as sodium-dependent transporter bedraggled-like. The transcript is spliced from 15 exons. Gene Ontology annotation, cellular component: membrane. The coding region runs from base 120 to 2591 and encodes 823 amino acids. Gene Ontology annotation, biological process: sodium ion transmembrane transport. NCBI's taxonomy places the organism in Eukaryota, Metazoa, Arthropoda, Arachnida, Araneae, Uloboridae. The record is from RefSeq and is a predicted model, not a curated record.